AUGGUUCCUCGGCGGGUGGUUGUCCUGGCGCGGGACCUGGUGCAGGUCCUGGUGCAGGUCCUGGUGCAGGUCCUUGUGCGGGUGGAGGUUCUGGUGCAGGUCCUGGUGCAGGUCCUUGUGCGGGUGGAGGUCCUGGUGCAGGUCCUGGUGCAGGUCCUUGUGGGGGUAGAGGUCCUGGUGAAGGUCCUGGUGCGGGUGAAGGUCCUGGUGCAGGUCUGGGUGCAGGUCCUGGUGAAGGUCCUGGCGCAGAUCCUGGUGACUGUCCUGGUGGUGCAGGUGGUGGUUGUGGACCUGGUGACGGUCCUGACGUUUGGGCCAACACUAACGUGA
This is a messenger RNA of Prorocentrum cordatum, 330 nucleotides long. The record is from the annotation of a GenBank genome assembly. NCBI's taxonomy places the organism in Eukaryota, Dinophyceae, Prorocentrales, Prorocentraceae.